CACGAUCUUCUACCCUAUUCCAUGUACCAUUUCUUGACGAAGAGUUCCCUGGCACUGGGGACUUGGUGACUAAAAGAAUUCUGAGUUCUCUAACAGAUUUCUAAGACCAGCAUAGCUUUCAGCCACAUCAUUCAUUUUCCAUCGUAAUCGCUGGUUACAGUCGUUGGUUGUUGCUCCACAGGCGUUUUAAUUGGUAUUUAAACUUAAUUUCAAUUACAACUGAAAGACCCGUUUCAUAAAUUCACCAGAACAGCCUCUUUAAUAACCAUCUGAGUUUUCUUUGUGUAUUGAUUCUAAAAAGCAUCUUAGCAGGUUUGUUAAAAGCAGACGUAUUGUUGCAUUUUCUCCAGAGGUCUUAAUGAAAUAGCAAUCAAGGAAACAGUCGGGACUUCAACAUGCCUUUCCAUGUGGAAGGGCUGGUGGCCAUAGUUGUAUUUUACCUGGCUAUCCUGGCAGUUGGGAUAUGGGCUGCUUGGAAAACCAAGAACACUGGCAGCGAAGGAGAUCGCAGCGAAGCUAUUAUAGUCGGUGGAAGAGACAUUGGCUUGCUAGUUGGUGGAUUUACAAUGACUGCCACAUGGGUUGGAGGAGGUUACAUCAACGGGACAGCGGAAGCUGUAUACGUCCCAGGCUAUGGUCUAGCUUGGGCUCAGGCACCUAUUGGUUAUUCCCUUAGUCUGGUUUUAGGUGGUCGUUUUUUUGCAAAACCCAUGCGAUCCAAAGGCUAUGUGACAAUGCUAGACCCUUUUCAGCAGAUUUAUGGAAAAAGGAUGGGAGGUCUCCUGUUUAUUCCAGCUUUAAUGGGAGAAAUGUUCUGGGCUGCUGCCAUCUUCUCAGCCUUAGGCAGAAGAUUGCAGUCUUUGCAGAGCUUGAGCAGUUCUGUAAGUAAGGAAAAGCUGUUGGGACCCUUCUCUUCUCCAUUUGGUGCCACCAUAAGUGUGAUCAUUGACAUUAAUAUCAAUAUUUCAGUCAUUGUUUCUGCCCUGAUUGCAACUAUGUACACUCUUGUGGGUGGGCUUUAUUCUGUGGCCUACACCGAUGUAGUUCAGCUAUUCUGCAUCUUCCUGGGGCUGUGGAUCAGUGUACCCUUUGCGAUGUCCCAUCCUGCAGUAACAGACAUUGGGUUCACAGCUGUGCACCAGGUGCACCAAGCACCUUGGCUCGGAUCUAUCAACUCACUUGACAUUUACACAUGGCUGGACAAUUUUCUUUUACUGACAUUAGGAGGAAUCCCAUGGCAAGCAUAUUUCCAGCGGGUUCUUUCUUCAUCAUCUGCCACAUAUGCUCAAGUUUUGUCAUUUCUGGCUGCUUUUGGCUGUCUUGUGAUGGCUCUUCCUGCAAUACUCAUUGGUGCAAUUGGAGCAUCCACAGCCUGGAAUCAGACUGAGUACGGUGUCCCUGACCCCAUGACUAAAAAAGAAGCGGAUAUGAUUUUACCGAUUGUGCUCCAGUACCUUUGUCCAGUCUAUAUCUCAUUCUUUGGCCUUGGUGCGGUAUCUGCUGCCGUCAUGUCAUCGGCUGACUCUUCGAUUUUAUCAGCAAGUUCUAUGUUUGCUCGGAACAUUUACCAGCUCUCAUUUCGGCAAAAUGCCUCAGACAGGGAAAUCGUAUGGGUCAUGAGAAUCACUGUUUUUCUGUUUGGAGCAUCAGCAACAGCAAUGGCACUGCUGGCUUCAUCUGUUUACGGCCUGUGGUACCUCAGCUCUGACCUUGUUUAUAUCAUCAUAUUCCCUCAGCUCCUCUGUGUGCUAUUUAUUAAAGGAACCAACACCUAUGGUGCCAUUGCAGGAUAUUUAUUUGGCCUCGUUCUCAGAAUAACUGGAGGAGAACCGUACCUUUACCUUCAGCCCUUGAUCUACUAUCCUGGCUGCUAUCCAGAUGAAAACAAUAUCUAUAUCCAGCGAUUCCCAUUUAAAACACUUGCAAUGCUUACCUCCUUCUUUACUAACAUUAUAGUCUCCUACAUAGCCAAAUACUUAUUUGAGAGUGGGACUUUACCACCAAAGCUGGACUUCCUUGAUGCUGUGGUUGCGAGGUACAGCAGAGAACACAUGGACAAAGCAACUCUUGUAAAAAGUGACAAUAUUGUAUUAAACGAACUUGCACCUGUAAAUCCACGACACAGUCUGACUUUGACUUCAACAUUCACAAACAAGGAAGCCUUUAAUUAUGUUGAUUCAAGUCCAGAGCUGUCCAACACUGAAGAUAAUUAAAAAGUCCUAUACCCACAGACAAAGCAAUGCAAAGCAGGGUAUUCUACAAAGAAUAGUCAGAGGCAUUUUAUCAGAAGAAAAACAAAACUUUGGAAUAAAAUACCACUUUAAGUUGGUUCUAUGAGCAGGAGCAGCCCAUAGGAGGAACUCUUAGCUGGUGUUAUCUGACAUGUUGGAUAAGAUCAUAGUCUGUUUACUGAAAGAUACACUCGGAUCCCUUUCUUUACACCCAGAACUAUACACUAUGUAAUUAAAAAAAUAUUUACAAUUGAAAAUGUAAGUAGGAGAAAAGUGCAACAGUUAUUUAGCUAAGACAUCAUAUGAAGAAAUUAUAAUACAGUCACUUUAAAAUACUAUCAGUCAACAUUUUAUUGGAAUUGUAUGAAAAUAUAUUGUCACAGCUAUAAGUGAUUUAUUACUAAACAGCUAGUUGCCUGGGCAGACAGAUAUAUAACUUCCUUGGGUUUUUGGUCUGGUAUUCUUUUCCUCAUAAAGUGUUUCAAAGAAUACAAAUCUAGUAUUUUAUAAUUUGUAUAAGACAGCAAAAUGUGCAAAUAUUAAUAAAUUCCUUAUGGGAGUGCUAAACAUUACAUAUUCAUUAAAAAAAGAAGAUUAAAUCACAGGUUUAAAGUGAUGUUAUACCUAAUGCAAGAUGACCUUAAGCAAAGCAUGUAAUUAUAGGUGUUCUUUUUCCUGUGUUUAGUGGCUGUCACCAAUGGAGGAUAACAACAAUUUUAAAGCAAUAAUUGGAGUUGAAACUCAACUUGUGAAAAAUGACAGAACUUUUAUGAACUGAAUAGAACUUUGCAAUGUUGUAGAAAGAAGCCUUAUCUUGAUUUAUCAUCAAAAUGAACACUAAGCAAAUCAGUCUGGCACCGAGCAACCACAACAAUGGAGCAAAUAUUGAAAAGUAAAGAGAAUGAAGGAGGCUGCUCGAAAAAAUUAAGAUUAAAGGGCUUUCCAUGGGGAAAAUGCCCCUUUUUCACUUAUUUAAAAAAAAAAAAAAAAAAAAAAAAAGCAUAGUCUCAAAUACAACAAAAAGUCUUUGGGGUUGGACUUGCUGGGAUUACUCUGGAAAGAGUAAAUUUUCCAUGGAAAAUCACCUUUUCUCAAAAAAUUGAUUUCCUAUGGGAAGAGAAGCUUGGUGGAGAGCUUUCCAUGUCUAUAAGUGUCCACCUCCAGAAGCAGCAGCAGCUUGGAGGGGAUCUGAAAGGAAAGCUGAACCCACAAGCACAGCAAAACACACAGCAUUGUCUAUAUAGACUAGACUCCUUUAUAACAGCUAUCCUCCUGGGCAAACUUCGUGCCUCUGAGGAGCACCAGCAGCAUUCAGACCAAGGUGUGACUUCACUCAUAAAUUGUACAGCUGGCUAGGAACAUCAAAGUAGAGAGAUUAAGCCUCUUCUGACUUCGGUCUGGCCAGCAGGGAACAUGCAAUUUUGUUUCCGUUUGCCCACGGCUGAGGUGAUUGUGUCUGUCCUCAUUGGUACUGUGCCUUUCACAGUGGAAGAUCUAAUAGUCAGUACAAUUAAGAGUUAUGCUCCAGUAAUUCUUUUUAAUAUCUACGCGUGAUACAAAACAUGCAAGUGAAAUCCAGAUAUCCUCCUCUUGCUAGUCACUGGUGAAAAUUUCUUCUUAACAUCUACAGCAGGAGGAAAUAUGCUGGAGGAUAGAAAGAGUAAGAAUAGGUUUUGCUGCUAAAGGAAGAAGCCAUCAACUUGUACAUUCAGUGUUGACAUAAGCUUUCUCAAGGUUGAAUCCUUAGAUAUGUUUUUGCUCCUUUUGUGGAGUUUUAAUGGCAUAUAUAUAUUUAAUAUGUAGAUAAAAUUAAUUUUAGAGAUAUUAUUUUUUCCUGCAUACAGUGCAUUAGGAAUAAUACUACAUUUGAGUUCUGGGUAUGCAUUGUGAACUGCAGUAUUACUGUGUGAACAAGUAUUGGGUGUGCUCUGGGUGGAGGAAAUCAAAAUCAAGAUCUACACCAAACCCCAGAAUAGUCAAUAUAGCAAAGAAAAUAUAAGUUCCUCUGGGGUGAGUGAACAAGCUACUGAUGAAUUUCAGGGUGCUGCAGAUCUCACAAACCAGACACAAGCCCAGACUGUUCAUUGCCUAUUGAACAAUGGAAAAGAGAAGCAGAAAGAAAUCACAUGGAAGAAAGAGAGGGAAGAACAGAGCCACUGAUGAAUUAUUAUCCAUUUCUGACCCAAAUCCACUAGCCUGAAUCCCUUUUUAUGAGGAAAUACCAAGUGAGUUUUACCUGCUUCCAUAGCCAAUGCUUUACAUUGAGGUUUCAAAUUAAGUUAGGGGAUCCUGAUUGACAGCUACCUAUAAAUUUUCCUGAAAUUUUUAUCUUACUUUUGUUUUGUCUAGGAAUUGGUAAAAUUUCACUAUGAGAGGCUGCAUAUUGGCCAGCAGCAUUUCUGUAUUAUGUAUUUCAAAAUUCUCAAGAGUGGGAGGAGAGGGAAAUGGGCAAGGGGAUUCAGCUGGACUCUUUUAAGGUAUUUUAAUUCUCUUGUAUUCCCUCAUUUCUAUAAAAACAUAAAGGCUUUUAAAAUGCUUAAUAUGAAAUGUUAAAUGAAAAAUUAAAAUGUGUUGGUCCAAAAAUUUCAACCCAGAUGCUUUCAACAUUAUCAGAAUAUUUUAUACUGUUUGUCCUAUUGAAUAUUCUUGUGAGAUCACUGUGAUUUUGCAAGUUUUCCUGUUUAGAUGGAACUACACUUUCUGGGAGAAAAUGGUUCCUACAAGGUUUUCCAGUCCUCUCUGAGGAAACUGAAAGGUUAUUGCACUGUUACAAGCCAUGGAAGGUUUAUCAUGCAAAAGGUAAAAGCAACACAGAAGUCUGUUCAUAGUUUGACCUCAGCUCUGCUUUCUACAUGGCAAGUCUCCGUGUGUGUCUUUGCAUGAGUCCAACAAUGGCUGCAGUGGCUGCACUGGUGGGCUGCACUGUGGACUGGAUGAUUUCACAAUCCAAACUAAAACAAUCCAUGCAAAGUCUGUUUACAAGUUUUCUUGCCUUAGUUCAUCUAUCCUACCAUUAGAUUUAUACAAAGCUGAUCAUAUAACCAAAGGCUGUAUCUAUGACAGCUGCAGAAAAAAAAAAAGAAAAAAGACAAGAAAAGAAAAAAAAAAAAAAAGAGAGAGAGAGAGAGAGAGAACAGAAUACAACCAAGUUGUUUCUACAAGCAAAAUGCCAAUAGGAUGUGAUUCUUCAAGUAGACUUUAUUUUCCUGUGAAUCAUCAAAUGUUCCUUCUCCACUUUUGCUAUUUGUAGACAGUAGUAGUGUGUGCAGUAAAUUUGGUCUACAAUCAGUGAAGUAAACAGCUCGUUUUCAGACACAGAGGUUACUGUUUCUGAGCCUAAGAUUUCUAGAUAAAAUAUUCAUAUCAAGAUCAUACACUUCACUUUUGGAUUCUUAACAUCUGUGAAUAACAAUUAUUUGACAGGUUUUUUUACCUCCUUUGCAUGAAAUGUGUUCAUAAAAUCAAAGUCAAUACGUAGCUGAGACAUCAAAAAAGUUAUAAUUUCAUCUAUAUUUGUCCAUAUGGGAUAGUAUAUGUAUUAUAAAUAAAACAUGCUUUUGUGAACCUGAACUGAAUGUAAACAUUAAGUGAUCAAAUAAAGUAAAAGUCAGACUUAGUCUUUUAUUUUCUUAUAGUGCAAUAAUUUAGGAUUUCAACUAUUUCUCGUAGGAAAAAAAUUGUUACUCAUUUUCCCUUCUGCCCUUCAAGCAUAUUUGAUCAAGUACCAUGUGCAGUUAGACAGUGAGUUAUUGUAAGUCUGUUAUUAAUCAGGGCAGUAUUUGUGGCUGUUGUUAAAAAUAAAAAAGUAUAUUUUUGUCUGUGUCAGAGAUGUUAUAUAAAGACUAUAACUAACAAAGCAGAUAAGAAGCAUAAUAUAGAUAUAUAUGUUUUAACAUCAUUUGUAUUGUAUUCAAUAGUGCCCAUGCAAUUCAGGAAAAUACUGUCUAGUUUUGGGUCUGUUUUGUCCAUCUAUUAAAAAUAAAGGCAUUUAUUUUAUUA
Cygnus olor (mute swan) is the source of this 6230-nucleotide messenger RNA. It is a transcript of the gene SLC5A7, whose product is annotated as solute carrier family 5 member 7. Bases 396 to 2213 code for a protein of 605 amino acids. Gene Ontology annotation, cellular component: plasma membrane; perikaryon; synapse. Gene Ontology annotation, molecular function: choline:sodium symporter activity. NCBI's taxonomy places the organism in Eukaryota, Metazoa, Chordata, Aves, Anseriformes, Anatidae. The record is from RefSeq and is a predicted model, not a curated record. The transcript is spliced from 9 exons. Gene Ontology annotation, biological process: neuromuscular synaptic transmission; synaptic transmission, cholinergic; transmembrane transport.